Xyrauchen texanus (razorback sucker) is the source of this 2851-nucleotide messenger RNA. RefSeq names its product anoctamin-9. Gene Ontology annotation, cellular component: plasma membrane. The transcript has 24 exons. The record is from RefSeq and is a predicted model, not a curated record. Gene Ontology annotation, molecular function: chloride channel activity; protein dimerization activity. NCBI's taxonomy places the organism in Eukaryota, Metazoa, Chordata, Actinopteri, Cypriniformes, Catostomidae. Gene Ontology annotation, biological process: chloride transmembrane transport. The coding region runs from base 161 to 2599 and encodes 812 amino acids.
GCAGCACGGAAGUGGUUUUUGAAAGCGUUUCCAAUGCUUCUUUUUUUGUUUCAUUGUGUUUGUAAUGGCUAAUAAAGAAAGAGUUCCUCUUCAUUGAUGGGUGAAUGAGAUCACCUGCGCAUCCCGCUCAGCUGGCACUCGUGGAACGGAGCCCACUCUCAUGAUGGCACGCAAAAUAAGCCACAGAAGACAGGGAAGCAUUGAACUGCUGGAGACCAUUGGUGUUGUAAAUGAGAAUGGUAUUGAAAACCCAUCAAUGCCACCAGUGCAACCUCCUAUGUCCUUCGAUUACAUUCUGGUGGCAAAAACUUCAGAUGAGGAGGACAAACAUCGCAGCAGAAAACAGAUAGCAUUUAUUGACGCUUUGAAAGCAAAGAAGUUAAACAUAUGUAAAAUUAGAGAUGAGGAAAAGGUGUUUUAUUGCAUCAGAGCACCAAAAGUGAUCUUUGAGACAUACAGGUAUCUUCUAAAAGUGUCUGAUGCCUGUAACUGGAGUUGUGAGCAGCAGGGUACAAUACCUCAGUCUACCAGGAUUCGUAUUGUUGAUUUCAUUCUGCAUCACACAAGCAUUGAUUCAGAGGGUGUAUCAGAAUAUCUGCCAGAUCUGAUAAAUAAAAGUGUUUUUGAGACUCACUUCUGCUUACAUGAGAAAAAGGAGCAGAAAGAACUGAAAAAUAGUUGGGCUCGAUGGUCUGCUUGUUUCCGUGGCCAACCUAUAACUAACGUCAGGAACUAUCUUGGUGAGAAGGUAGCACUCUACUUCUUGUGGCUGGGCUGGUACACAUUUCUAUUGAUUCCUGCUGCUAUAAUUGGUCUCAUAGUUUUCCUGUAUGGUCUGGCCUUCUUCAGUACUAGUCCACUCAUCCAGGAGGUGUGCCAAACGGACAUAAUCAUGUGCCCUCUGUGCGAUAACAGAUGCAAAGUGUGGGAGCUGUCUGACACCUGCAUGUAUGCAAAGGUGAGCCUUCUGUUCGACAAUGAGGGCACAGUGGCAUUCGCAAUGUUCAUGGCCGUGUGGGCCACUGUGUUUCUGGAGUUCUGGAAGUGUCACAGAUCAUCUUUCGUAUCUAAAUGGAAGGUCAUUGACUGGUGUGAGGAGGAGGAGGAGUUGAUUCUCGAAAUUGUCAAUAACAAACAAUGUGAACCCAAGAUGCACAAACACUCUUAUCUUCGCUCAACUCUAGUGCUGGUUUUAGUUACGCUUAUGUUGAUGGCCAUCAUUGGCUUGACUCUUGCAUUGGUGGUGUUCAGAGUGAUUGCAACUGUACAGUUGGCUGAAAACAGUUCUUGGACAUUUAUUAAAGAGAACUCACACACAGUUGCCCUGAUGCUCGGAGCUGUGUUUCACUAUAUCACCAUUACCAUCAUGACUCGGGUAAAUUGUGAAGUAGCCAUGAAGCUCAGUAAAAUAGAGAAUAAUUUGUCCCAUGCUGACACUGAACGGAGCUUCACGGUGAAGAUGUUUACAUUCCAGUUCUUCACACUCUUCUCCUCUCUCAUCUACACAGCGUUCUUUCUGGGAAGGAUAAAUGGUCACCCAGGAGGAUAUAAGAGGAUAUUAGGAAGAUGGAGACUGGAGGAGUGUCACCCAAGUGGCUGUCUCACAGACUUGUUCAUCCAGAUGUCUAUAAUUAUGGUACUUAAACAGACCUUCAACAAUAUCUUUGAAUAUUCUGGUCCGUGGAUCAGUCGCUGGUUAAAAAGAAAAAAGGCUCAGAAGUUGAGGAGAAGAUGUGUCAACUGCUAUAAGAAGGAGUGUAUGAAUGCAAAGGCAGGAUCAGGACUGUGUGAUAACUGCAAACUUGAGGACCUUCACAGGAACUAUGGACUGAACAAAAUAGAUAGCUUCAGCCUCUUUAAUGAAUUCUUGGAAAUGGUAAUCCAGUUCAGUUUUACUACAAUCUUCGUGGCAGCAUUUCCUCUGGCUCCUUUGUUGGCUCUUCUAAACAACAUCAUUGAGAUCCGAUUGGAUGCCAUUAAGAUGGUUAGUCUUGAACGCAGACUGGUUCCAACGAAGGCCAACGAUAUUGGUGUCUGGACAGAUGUGCUUGAGGCAAUUGGUGUGCUUGCAGUCAUUGCUAAUGGACUGGUCAUUGGUAUAUCUUCAGAUUUCAUUCCACGUCUGGUUUACCAAUACUACUAUGGGCCUUGUUCCAGCGGCAGUGCUUCUGGCAUUGAUUGUAUGGUUGGAUAUAUAAACAACACUCUGUCCAUUGCUAAUAUUAGUGAUGAGAGAGUCGGUAAAGAUUUCACACCCUUUCAGACUGUCACUCACAGUGGCAUAAAUGUGACACAAUGCAGUUAUAGAGACUAUAGAAGUAAUGAGGACUAUAGUUUAACUAAUCAGUUUUGGGUGAUUCUGGCAGCACGACUAGUCUUCAUCAUUCUGUUUGAGCAUGUCGUGGUGAUCUUUAAGUGUGUGGCCAGCUGGUUUGUCCCUACCUCCCCCCUGGAUGUGAGAAAUGAAAUACUGUAUGAUAAACUCAGAAGACUGAAGGAAGAAUUGAGAGGUCAAAGAGCACACCACGACAUAUUCACCAAACUGAAUGAGCAUGAUAAUGCGACAAGAAUCGUACGUCAAAGCAGAACAUUAAGCUAAAUAUGUGACCUGUUCUUUUAAUAUUAUACAAAACAAGGUACUUCCUCAACCAUAUAUUCACAAAGAAUAAAUGAUAAUCAAUAACAUUUGACUUCAGACUGUUUCAAGCAUAUGAUCUUAGCUUAAUAAUAAAAUAAAUAAUAAAUAAUAUAAAAAGGUUGUACAAUAGUUUUAGAGGAUGGCCACCAUCUAUUUAUUAUUGUUUAACAUUUGAAGAAAAAUAGAAAAUAUAUUAGCUCAACAGGUCCUUAA